This is a messenger RNA of Phragmites australis (common reed), 1560 nucleotides long. Its product is annotated as flavanone 3-dioxygenase 2-like. Bases 186 to 1214 code for a protein of 342 amino acids. The record is from RefSeq and is a predicted model, not a curated record. The transcript is spliced from 4 exons. NCBI's taxonomy places the organism in Eukaryota, Viridiplantae, Streptophyta, Magnoliopsida, Poales, Poaceae.
GAUCUCAACUCGGUGGACUUGGAGCAACCGGUAGCGCUAGCACUAAGCCCAGUUCUAUCCCUGCCGGUCACUGAGCGCGUUAACGCGAGGUCUCCGCCUCCAGUCGAAGUCCCUCGCGCGAACCCCUCGUUCCCUUCCCCUAGCUAGCUUCCGAGAUCGAACGUCGUGAUCUCUCCGGCCGAUCCAUGGCAAACCAGCUUCUGUCCACCGUCGAGCGUCGUGAGACCCUCCCGGAGAGUUAUAUCCGGCCCGAGUCCGACAGGCCGCGGCUCGCCGAAGUGAAGAACGACAGCAACAUCCCGCUUAUCGACCUCGCCUCGCCGGACAAGCAGCGCGUCAUCGCCGAGAUUGGUCUGGCUUGCUGCACCUACGGCUUCUUCCAGGUUAUAAACCACGGGAUAGCAGAGGAUCUACUGAAUAAGGUGAUGGCCGUCGGGCUGCAGUUCUUCCGUCUCCCCCCGGAGGAGAAGGCGAAGCUGUACUCCGAUGAGCCAUCCAAGAAGAUAAGGCUCUCCACAAGCUUCAACGUCCGCAAGGAGACGGUGCACAACUGGCGGGACUAUCUACGCCUUCACUGCCACCCGUUGGAAGAGUUCUUGCCCGAGUGGCCGUCCAAUCCUGAACCGUUCAAGGAGGUAAUCAGCACGUACUGCCGCGAGGUCCGGCGGCUAGGGCUCCGGCUCCUCGGCGCCAUCUCCCUCAGCCUCGGCCUCGAGGAGGACCACAUCGAGAAGGUGUUGGGCGAGCAGGAGCAGCACAUGGCCGUGAACUACUACCCGCCUUGCCCGGAGCCCGACCUCACGUACGGCCUGCCGAAGCACACGGACCCCAACGCCCUCACCAUCCUCCUCCAGGACCCCAACGUCGCCGGCCUCCAGGUCCUCAAGGACGACGACCAGUGGAUUGCCGUCAACCCCCAGCCAAACGCUCUCGUCAUCAACCUAGGUGACCAAUUACAGGCACUGAGUAACGGUGUGUACAAGAGCGUGUGGCACCGCGCGGUGGUAAACGCGGCGCAUGAGCGCAUGUCGGUGGCAUCUUUCCUGUGCCCGUGCAACAGCGCGGUGAUCAGCCCCGCGGCGCGGCUCGUCUGCGGCGGGGACGCGCCCGUGUACCGGAGCUACACCUACGACGAGUACUACAGGAAGUUCUGGAGCAGGAACCUGGACCAGGAGCACUGCCUGGAGCUCUUCAGAAGCUCCCAGCCGCAGUAGUUAUUUUGCACGCUAGAGACUUGCUUGAGCUUUCGCUUAACUUACUGUUUCCUGAAUAUCUACAACGGUGCGGCCAGCCGGCAGCAUUUCGUCAGGAAUGCCCCGAUUGUACUGUUACUUUGUUGAGUAAGUUUGUCCUAGUAAUCUUUUCUUGUACUUCCAGGAAAACUAUGCCUUUUCUUGUGCGUGGCAACUCUAUGUGCACCGCAUUAUGCCAAUGCGUAUGGCGCCGCAAUGCAUGUCAUGCAAAAAGGCAAAGCCUAUAAUCAGUUAGGCUUUGAGCCUACUGCCGAGACUAUAUACUGGUACAUCUUUGUGGAGUAUUAUUGUGGUCAUCAAUGGACUA